Messenger RNA from Fusarium odoratissimum NRRL 54006, 2375 nucleotides. RefSeq lists its product as uncharacterized. Bases 288 to 1889 code for a protein of 533 amino acids. The transcript has 3 exons. Lineage: Eukaryota; Fungi; Ascomycota; Sordariomycetes; Hypocreales; Nectriaceae. Gene Ontology annotation, molecular function: oxidoreductase activity, acting on paired donors, with incorporation or reduction of molecular oxygen; monooxygenase activity; iron ion binding. The record is from RefSeq and is a predicted model, not a curated record.
CAGUUGCUCUACUACGAGACUAGCCUAUCCAAGAUGCAGAGCAUGGGCAGGGAAUUAUAUUUAUAAGCUUCUGGUUCCAUAGCUAACGACGUUUGAGGCCAGUGGGCUCUGCAUCUGUCAAGUCCUUGUCCGUGCUCUUGAUGCUCGGAUAGAUCCAACCACGCAUGACUAGAAGCGAUACCCACACUCUAUAAUUGCUUGAAACCCAGGAUACUAUUUCUAUCAGACAAACUUUAGCUCGUUGAGUUUGACUUUCUACUACUUAGACAUUGGUAGAUCUCUUCAGCAUGGGUGUCGUGGAAGCUCUUCUGGAGCAAAUCUCCGUCAAGACCGCAUUCAUCGUCCUCUUCGUCGCCUAUGGAGUCUAUUCUAUCAUCUGCCGCGUUGACGAACACCGAAGAAUUAGACGCCUCGGUCGCUAUGGACCUCAAUUGAAAACAUAUGCUCCUUGGAGCCUUGAUCUCGUCGUGAGAUUCGUCAGAUCUACCGUCAAACACAAUAACCUGGCAUCCUGGAGAGAUGGUAUCUUCGGACCCUUGAACUCAUGGACGGCUGAGGCUCGUCUCCUUGGAGUCCGAACAAUUUUCACCGCCGAUCCAGCGAACCUCAAAGCAAUAUUGGCAACCCAAUUCGUCGACUACGGCAAAGGACAGCCAUUCCACGCAGAAUGGAAGGACUUUCUCGGUGAUAGUAUCUUCACUACUGAUGGCCCUUCAUGGCAUGCUAGUCGCCAACUCAUCAGGCCUCAAUUUACAAGGGACCGUGUGAGUGACUUGCACUGCUUUGAGGCACAUAUGCAGACUCUUUUCAAGGCCAUUGCAAACCGAGGACCACUUCGAGGCGAGGGUCAACUUGUCGAUAUGAACAAUACAGAUGGAAAGGUCUUGGAUAUCAGCGAUUUAUUCUUCCGCUAUACUCUCGACGUGGCUACUGAGUUUCUUCUCGGGUGGGAUGUCAAGUCUCUCACGACACCAAAGCAAGAAUUCGCAGAAGCCUUCAACGAAGUCCAACACAUUCAAAACAUCAUCGCUCGCGUCGGCAAACUUCGCCACAUCAUCCCCAAGUAUCGUUUCUGGCGCGCUCUCAACACGGUCAACCACUUCAUCAACUUCUACAUUGAACGUGCACUCCGUCUAAGCCCCGAGGAACUGGCUUCCAAGACAAAGGACGAUCACAGCUAUACGUUUCUGCAUGCACUUGCUGGGUUUACACGAGACCGAACAGUGCUCCGUGAUCAGAUAAUCGCUGUUCUGCUUGCGGGGCGAGAUACCACUGCUGCGACGCUAUCAUGGACUCUCUAUGAACUUGGCAGGUAUCCUAAUGCUGUGAAAAAGUUGCGUGCUGAGAUCAUUUCCACACUUGGAACUGAGCGCACGCCAACAUACGAGGAUCUCAAGAGUAUGAGUUAUCUCAAGGCUGUUCUCAACGAAACUCUUCGUUUAUACCCGGCUGUUCCUUUCAACGUUCGUCUUGCUCUCAAGGAUACGACCCUUCCUCGAGGGGGCGGUCCAGAUGGUUCUGAGCCACUCCCCGUUCUGAAGGACUCGCCAGUUGCAUAUUCCACCCUCGUCAUGCAGAGACGUUCAGAUCUGUAUCCUCCUACCAGCGAUACCUUUGCUGAUCCUCAGAUCUUCAGCCCAGAUAGAUGGGCCCACUGGCAUCCUAAACCCCAUGAUUAUAUCCCUUUCAACGCUGGUCCUAGAAUUUGCAUCGGUCAGCAGUUUGCUCUGACUGAGAUGAGCUAUGUUCUGGUCCGCCUGUUCCAGAAAUUUGAUCGUGUGGAGAGUCAGAUGAAGGACAUUGAUGGAGGUGAGCCCCUCCUCAAAGCAGACAUUGUCUUGUCACCAGGCCAGGGAGUCAAGGUUGCAUUCUGGGAAGCCCAGAAUUAGUCUUUUGGUGUUACGUGAAUAAUGAUGAUUGUGUGGGCAAUGCACAAAUUUGAUAUGCACCAUAUCGAGAUGUUCCUACUUAUAAUUCUUUUCCCAUACCAAUUGGCUGAUGUCUUCUUCAACUGUCUGAAUCUUCAAACUUGUCCCUGUUUCCAGCAACUGAAUGCCAAGACAAAGUCUACUUCCUACCAAAGCUAUCUCUUACAGCCUUUCCGAAUCUUUCAAUGGCCUUGUUCAUAUUCUCAGGCGUUGCAGAUGCAUAUGUCGCUCUGAAGAAGAGUCCCGGUGGUGCCUUGUCCUUCUCAGUCAAGAACCACGAGCCCCGGGCGAUAAGAACACCAUUCUCGAUACAAGAGUUGAAAAUCUCUUCUUCGAUAUCGACAAUGCUUCGCUUUCCUGCUUCAGGAUGCUUUGUAUGAUCAAUAUUAAUCCACAUCUUUGAGAGUUAGUUGACGAUUUCCAUAUGGAUCGAUGCGGAGCACUUAC